Messenger RNA from Adelges cooleyi (spruce gall adelgid), 3149 nucleotides. RefSeq names its product KAT8 regulatory NSL complex subunit 3 (gene Rcd1). Gene Ontology annotation, cellular component: NSL complex. The record is from RefSeq and is a predicted model, not a curated record. Lineage: Eukaryota; Metazoa; Arthropoda; Insecta; Hemiptera; Adelgidae. Bases 264 to 2729 code for a protein of 821 amino acids. The transcript is spliced from 15 exons. Gene Ontology annotation, biological process: positive regulation of transcription by RNA polymerase II.
UUUUACGAAUCAAUGCGCAAUUUUAAAAUUUUGUUAAUUUGUUUUAUGUUUAAUACAAUAAUACCUAAUAAAUUUAAACGAUCAACGCGAUGAUUUUUUCACAUUUUCUGCCAUAAUAACAAGCUUGUUGUGUUAGUACUUACACAGAGUAGAUAAAAAAUAAUAUUGUUUUACCUUAUCUUGUGGUAUUUAUCAAAUGAACGUUUUGAUGAGGGCUUAGUGUUGUUUACAUAUUUACUUGUAACUGGCAAUUCGUUUUCAAAAUGGACAUCGACGCCGAUCCUGAACUAAAAUCAGAUUUCACAUCCUACUUAGAACAUAUAUCCCAAAGAAAAAAAUUUAGGAGGAAUACGACACUAACUGAGCACAGUUACUCAACAAUUGAAUAUCAACAAGACCAUUUGUGUUCUGCAAUAAAAACUUUAUUUAUUCAUAAUAAAUUUUUACAAAAUGAAAAUCCCACCGAUGAUAUUGAUGUAGAAUCUGUUGACAAAGAAGUAAAACUACUUACAUAUCGACCAGAUGUCGAAGCAAAAUCAAUGGAACCCUACAGAAAUGCUAAAGUUCCAAGAGACUCUGAGACAUGGGAGGAUUCUAUAAACAAAUUACGAUGGACAAAAAUGCAAAAAAAUUUAUUUGAGAGAACAAUGAACAUUUUGUAUGCCAAUCGUUUAUCAAGGUUGACAUAUGAAGGAACUAUGCAAGAAGAUGUGCAAAAAAUAAUAUCUACUGAAAAAUCGGUGGCCGAAAUGCAUCAUUUAUUGACUAAUUACACUUAUUGGGAUCCAUCGUUGACCCAGUGGCUGCAUGGUGUUUUUGUGACACAUUUACCCGAUGAUUAUUUAGCGCCAUACAUUGAUAUUUUAGAGAAAUUAAAAAAAAUUGUUCCAUCAUUUAUAAGCGAUAUGAUAUCAUUGAACACACAAGGGCGGUCUAAAGAUGAUGUCAAAUAUAAAUCUAUAAAUUUAGAUGAUCCAGUUGAUCCGUUUAAUUAUAUGUUAACUACUUAUCCACCAUUAAAACUGCCUAAAGAUCCUGUAAUAAUUUUGAUACCAGAUUUUCCUGGUUAUUUAAUUCAACCAUACACACGGAGUCACGAUUGGAUGCAUGCCUUAUCAUAUUUAGCUGAAUUGGUUGUCGCUCUAACUGCAAAAGAACAGUGGGAUUACGAAGAUUAUUCACGACGAGAAGAAAUCAAUAUUGAAGCUAGUUUAGAUAACAUGAUAGAUGCAACUCGAAGUAAAAUUGUGUCACUAAGAUCUGAAGAUCCAAAUAGGCCUAUAAUUUUGGCCGGUUUUGGGGUCAGCGCCGCAAUAGCUUGUCAAGUCGCUGUUCUUGAAAAAGUAGAAGGUCUCGUUUGUAUUGGUUUCAUUGUAAACUCGUCCGAAGUCAAAAGAGGAUAUGAUGGUGACUGUAUACUUGAACUUGAAUAUCCUACUGUUUUUAUUACUGGACAACUAAGCAUAUUUUCUCCAGUUUUGGACUUGGAGGAAUUAAGAGUUAAGCUUAAAUGCAAAACCAAUCAUAUUCUAGUCGGUGGCGCAGAUGAUGAUUUGGUUGUCAAUCAUUCUACAAAAAUGAGAGAAGGUGUAACACAAAAAUUAGUUGAUAGAUGUGUUUUAGAAGAAAUUGGAAAUUUUUUGAAAGAAGUAUUGGAACCAUCACCAAAAAUUGUUCGUAAACCAGAAAUAGAAAAAACCGAUUUCAAAAAACCUAUAGUAGCCAAAAAGAAAUCUUACGGUCGUUCAAAUAAGGGAAAUCAAAAGCUUUUGUUAAAAGUCAAUGACCACCCUACAAAGAAAAACGUUACUUCGCGCAAGAUUAAUAUACCAUCGACUUCAUUGACUUCAACGACGAUUGAUAUGACAAAAGACGAAGAACUAAUGCCACCUCCAUCAUCUACUGUCAUGCAUGAUCACGGUAUGCAUUUUGAAAAUUCUACAAUGAUAAAUAAUCAAACGGACGUAUCGUCUAUUCCAAAAUUAGGGAAUCAAAAAUUUUCUACCUUGGCGGAGUUGUUGCAGGAACAAUGUAACACCAACAAUAGCAUAUCCCAAAUUAAUGAUUCGUCGUUAAUACCUAUGAGUAGAACGCCCAUAAUAAUGGCUCCCGACUCGAAAAGUAUAGUAGUAUGUAGUUCAAGCUAUCAAUCCCAGCAGAGUCAACCCACUCCUGUUAUGGAAAUCACAGCUGACCAGAUACUCGAUAUGCCGAUUGUGUUUGCUGAUGAAGCAAUUGAAGAAACGAAAACGGCACCUGUCAACGAUAGUAGUUCCUAUAUUAUAACCAACACUAACAGCAACCAGCUGAUUGUUAAAGAGGAACCCAUUGAUGAUGAUGAAGAUGUGGAUGUAAUGUCUUCUAGUCCGGUGUCCAAGAAUAACACAGUUCCUGAACGUUUAAAUAUAAAACAGGUAGCAUAUGAUUCACCAUCAAAAGUUAAGCUUGUAGUGAGUAAAGCACCUCGAACUUUAGUACCGAGCGGUUACCAAACAUUUUCUGUACCCAGUCAAAAAACGGGUAGUAUACAAUUUGUGAAUCGGUUAUCACCUAUGCCGUCGAGGAGAGUCGAAGGAGCAGCGGGAACAAAGAUAGCGCCAAAAACAGUUUCUAUCCGUCAUUUACAAGAUAGUAACCUUAAAGUGCUAAAAAGUAACAGCGGACAACACGUACAAGUAAACAAAAUGAAAACAAUGGCGACCACGCAAAAGUUUAAAAAAAUAUUAUAGAAUUUAAAAAAUUAAAAUUUGAGUAUUAAUAACAAUUAUUAUUAAAUAGUAUCAUUUAAAAAAUGAUAUUUUUUACAUCAUACAGCUAAUAAAAAAAUAUAUAUAAUAGUAUGUACUUUUAAUUGUUAAAUAGUUAUCUAUGUAAGUACAUUUUCGCCAUAUUAUUUCUUAUAUUUUGUGAUUUAAAUAUUGGAACAACUUUAUUCAAACAUAACACCUUACUGUCCUUUGUUCUUCUUAAUCUAACCAUAUGUAACUUAGUCCACAUGAAAAACGGUCGUCUUAGAGCUUUAAUAACAUGAUUUACACAACAACGCCACCAUCUAACGACCAAACGUGUUUUAUCAUAUGGUCUGAUAAAACGUGGGCAUCGCAAUGUGUUGGCGACGCAACGCUGUGCAAAAGAAUGAGUGGGAACCA